AUGCAGCGAGCCAGGCUGCGGGCGGCGGCGGGUGCGGCUCGGGCAGCGGGGCCGCAAGGGGGCGCCCCUCGCCCGGACCCCGCUCCGGGCGGGCGGGGGGUGGGCUCGCGGGUCCCGCAGCGUGUCUCCACACAGCCCGGGGCCCGCACCCACGGCCAGAGCCGCGGCGCGGACCCGCAGGCUGGGAGCCUGGCGCUGGACUUGGUCCCAGACAUCUUUGCCAUGCGGGUGUUGCUGGAGGAGACCGGGGAGAUGUUCCAAGUGACAAACUGCCGCGGCGACAUGACUGUGCGUGAGCUCAAAGAGGAGCUGGACCUGAUAGCCGGCAUCCCCUUGAACCUCCAGCAGCUCCAGUACCUGGACCAAGGAGCUUUGGUGGACGACAGCACACUGAACUCCCAUGACGUGGUUCCCGGUGGAAUCAUUUCAUUAUGUGUCUGGCACUAUGAUGGAUGGACGGACCUGGUGUCGGCCGCUGUGGAAGGGGACACCAGUAAGCUGUCCUGCCUCGGCGUGGCCGAGGAGUCUCCGUGCCAAUCCGCCAACGCGCAGUACCUGGGGGAGAAGCACUGGAAGGCCUGGGUGGCUCAGAGAGCCUUCGUGGCCUUGUACAUCGCCUCGCACAGGGGCCGCGUGGAGGCUGUUCUGUACCUUCUAGAACACGGAGCCAACUGCCACGGUCGGUCCCCCAUGGGCAGGACGCCCCUGCAUGUGGCCACCGCCAUGGGCCAGUCGGACUGUAUAACCCCCCUGCUCCGGUAUGGGGCCUCCGUCCACACCAAGGACGCCAAGGGCAUGACCCCGCAGGCCAUCGCCCGCCAGCUGAACCACAGGCAGGACGAGCGGCAAAUGUUCCUGUCCUACUGGAUGGCAAAGUCCAGGAGAAAGGACCUGAAGGACUUGAACUUGAACAAAGCUUUCCAGAGUGGAAAGUUUGGGUCUGGCUCCAAGAAGUAGGCUACAGCUUAGCUCCCCCUGGGGAUGAUUGCUGAUCAAAGCUGAUUUGGAUAACUUUUGAAGAGUUCAGAUGACUGUUGGUGAG
This is a messenger RNA of Pteronotus mesoamericanus, 1042 nucleotides long. RefSeq names its product ankyrin repeat domain 60 (gene ANKRD60). Bases 1 to 957 code for a protein of 318 amino acids. Gene Ontology annotation, molecular function: protein binding. NCBI's taxonomy places the organism in Eukaryota, Metazoa, Chordata, Mammalia, Chiroptera, Mormoopidae. The record is from RefSeq and is a predicted model, not a curated record. The transcript has 4 exons.